Molecule: messenger RNA, 2315 nt
Organism: Paramormyrops kingsleyae
Lineage: Eukaryota; Metazoa; Chordata; Actinopteri; Osteoglossiformes; Mormyridae
Source: RefSeq, a predicted model, not a curated record
CGAAAUAUCAAACCAGACACACAAAUAUCCACACACUACAUGCAAUAUCAACCUGUGUUUCACUGUUUCUGUGAUAAAUUAAUGUUGAUGUUUUGUCAUAACGUAAGUGGAAAUAUAAAUAUAAAUGGUUAUGUGUGUAUUUAUAUAAAUGGACAGAUUCAUUCUUAAUGUAACUAUUCUACCUUUCUGUCUUCUACCUAUUUUAUAUGUACAAAAACAAACUGAAAGAUUGCAGCUGGCUUGCUGAAGAAAAGCAAUGUCAGUAGCACUUAUAAUCAAAAAAGCUAAAUAUAUAUUGAGUUUGUUAGGUAUAUAAUUGAUAUAACGCACUAUUUUUUUCAUAAACUCCAACUGCAGUGUUUGCCCAGUCUGAUCUUCUCAGUCUGGCCUCAGUCCAAAACCACACCUACUGCAGCCUGAGAAGCAGGAAGUUUCUCCCACUCUCACACACAGAAAACUGAGAGAAAACGAAACUGGAUCCUAUCAGUGUUUGUUGUAAAAUGGCAGAAGCCAGUGUCACAGUGGAUCAGAACCAAUUCACCUGUGUAAUCUGUCUGGAUCUACUGAAUGAUCCAGUGACAACAGCCUGUGGACACAGUUACUGUAUGAGCUGCAUUAAGAGCUGCUGGGAUCAGGAGGAUCAUGCUCGAGUUUACAGCUGCCCCCAGUGCAGAAAGACCUUCAUACCCAGGCCUGUUCUGGGCAGAAACACCAUACUGGCUGAGGUGGUGGAGAAACUGAAGAAGACUGGACAACAAGUGACUGCUACUGCUGACCAUUAUACUGGACCUGGAAAUGUGGAAUGUGAUUUCUGUCCUGGGAGAAAACGCAAAGCUGCCAAAUCCUGCCUGGUGUGUCUGGCCUCUUACUGUGAAACUCACCUCCAGCCUCACUAUGAGUCUCCAGCUUUUAAGAAGCACAAGCUGACUGAUGCCACUGGACAUCUGCAGGACAAGGUCUGUUCCCACCAUGACAAACCCCUGGAGAGCUACUGCCGUACCGACCAGCAGUGUAUCUGUCAUCUCUGUACGAUGUAUGAACACAGAGGUCAUGAUACAGUCUCCGCUGCUGCAGAAAGGGAGGAGAUACAGAAAAAAAUGGGUGAAACACAGAAGGAAUUUCAGCAAAGAAUUCAGAUGAAACAAAAGGACCUGCAAGUGCUGAGAGAGGCUGUGAACUCAAUAACAGCUCCUUGUCUGUGUAGGUCAGUACAUUCAGCUGUGGUAGACAACGAGAAGAUCUUCAGUGAGAUGAUCUGCUCCAUCCAGAGAAGACGCUCUGAGGUGACAAAGUUGAUCAGAGAUCAGGAGAAGGCUGCAGUAAGUCAGGUUAAAGGACACAUGGAGAGACUGAAGCAGGAGAUUGAUGAACUGAAGAGGAGACACUCUGAGCUGGAGCAGCUUUCACACACAGAGGAUCACAUCCAUUUAAUUCAGAGUUGCCAGGGUCUUCCGGUUGCCCAAGAAGCUGGAAUUGGACCCAGAAUCUCUGUCUAUCCACGUUGUUCUUUUGAGAACAUGAGGAAGGUGGUUUCUGAACUGAAGGAUCAACUGGAGAAUGUUUGUGAAAAGAAAACAGCACAGUUGCAUCGUACAGUUACCAAAGACACCAUCCUAUCGGUAUUAGUGCCCAGGACCAGACCAGAAUUCUUACAAUAUUCCUGUCAGCUCACACUGGACCCCAACACAGCAAACAAACACCUCCAACUGUCUAAGGGGAACAGAGUGGUGACAUGGAAGGAAGAGACACAGUCAUAUCCUGAUCACUGGGAGCGAUUUGUCACAUGCCACCAAGUGCUGUGUACAGAGGGUCUGACUGGGUGCUGCUACUGGGAGGUUAAGUGGAGCGGGGGAUGGGUUGGUAUAGCCGUCACAUAUAAAGGGAUUGACAGGGAAAGAGGAGGUGAGGGCAGUAGGCUUGGAUACAAUGACAAGUCCUGGUGUUUGUACUGCUCAGGCUCCAGUUACUCAUUCCGGCAUAAUACUGUGCAAACAGCGGUAUCUGGCCCCCCCUCCCCCAGGAUAGGAGUGUACCUGGAUCACGGGGCAGGAACUCUGUCCUUCUACAGCGUCUCUGACACAGUGACCCUCCUGCACAGGGUCCAGACCACGUUCACUGAACCACUCUAUCCUGGGUUUUUUCUCUGGAACAGUGCAGCCAGACUGUACUGAGUAUGUUAACAGGCUGUUAAAAGUAUGUCAAAAAAUUAAAGACAGAAGCAGGCAGUGAUUCCAGGAGAUCAGUGCACAGAUCAAGCCAAGGUGUGUCCUCCAGCACUAGGGACACCCUGGAUGGGAUGUCAGUCCAUCACAGAG